AUGGGGCUGCAGAUGCACGUGCAGAGGGCAGCAGGGCGCGCGGGGCGCGCGUGGCGCGCAGGGCUGCAGGGCGCGCGGGGCACGCAGGGCAGCCGGAAAGCAGGGCGCGCGGGGCGCGCAGGACAGCAGGGCGCACGGGGCGCACAGGGCUGCAGGGCAGCAGGGUGCGCGGGGCGCACAGGGCAGCAGGGCAGCAGGGCACGCGGGGCGCACAGGGCUGCAGGGCAGCGGGGCGCACGGGGCGCACAGGGCUGCAGGGCGCGCGGGGCGCGCAGGACAGCAGGGUGCGCGGGGCGCGCAGGACAGCAGGGCGCGCGGGGCGCGCAGGGCUGCAGGGCGCGCGGGGCGCACAGGGCAGCAGGGCACGCGGGGCGCACAGGGCUGAAGGGCAGCGGGGCGCGCGGGGCGCACAGGGCUGCAGGGCGCGUGGGGCGCGCAGGACAGCAGGGCGCGGGGGGCGCGCAGGACAGCAGGGCGCGCGGGGCGCGCAGGAAAGCAGGGCGCGCGUGGCGCGCAGGGGGGGAUGGAGGAGAAGGGGGGGGGGGCGGGGGGGGGCUGGUGCUGCAGAUCCCCUCCCCCCCACUGCUGCACUCGCAGCAGGGGAAUGGAGAAGGGGCGGGGCGUGGCUGGUGCUGCAGAUCCCCUUCCCCCCACUGCUGCUCCACUAUCCGCCACCCCCCAGGGAUGGAGGAGAAGGGGGGGGGGAGCGGGGGGGGGGCUGGUGCUGCAGAUCCCCUCCCCCCACUGCUGCACCCGUAG
This is a messenger RNA of Closterium sp. Naga37s-1, 759 nucleotides long. Lineage: Eukaryota; Viridiplantae; Streptophyta; Zygnematophyceae; Desmidiales; Closteriaceae. The record is from the annotation of a GenBank genome assembly.